Molecule: messenger RNA, 967 nt
Organism: Pyrus x bretschneideri (Chinese white pear)
Lineage: Eukaryota; Viridiplantae; Streptophyta; Magnoliopsida; Rosales; Rosaceae
Product: zinc finger protein CONSTANS-LIKE 7-like
Exons: 3
Coding region: 83-790 (235 amino acids)
Biological process (GO): regulation of DNA-templated transcription
Cellular component (GO): nucleus
Molecular function (GO): protein binding
Source: RefSeq, a predicted model, not a curated record
UUACAUCUUAUUCUCACAUCUCUCAUCAUCUGUUAAAUUCAAAUUUGGGUAGUAGAAAAGAGAGUGAUCGAACAAGGAUAAGAUGAGGUACCAUUCUUUCUUAAGAAGCCUAAAGAAGGAAGAGCAACAAGUUCCGGACAGUACCCAUAAUUCUGGUGAAGAAUUCUCAGACACUAAUACUACAAAAUUAGAUGAUGCUUACACCAAUGGAGACAAUGAUCAUGAGGUUGAUAUCAUGGAUGAUUGGGAGCAAAUUUUGGGAAUCAAAAUGGAAGAAGAUGGAAAAUUACCGAGCGAUAACAUGUACAGCGGUCACGAGCUCAAUUGGGAUUUUAUGCAUUGGGACGAGUUUCCCAAUGGAGAAGAAGAAGGGGAGGAGAUAGAGCAAAAAGUUGAGCAAGGCACUGAUAAGUGCUUCUUUGAAGAGGAGAGCUACUACAAAAAAAAUGUUGUAAAGUGUGAGAGUUUAGGGUUUUGGGAUGAUGAUGAUGAGAAGAAGGUGCGGCUGAAUUUGAAUUUGAAUUAUCAAGAGGUUAUGGAUGCUUGGUCUGAUCGCGGUACCCUUUGGGCAGAUGAUUGUUCACUUUCUUCCAUGGCUAGCAAUGGCAAUUAUAUAGGGGAGGUGCCAGUAAUGGAAGAUGAGAAGGCAAGAAGAGAGGCAAGAGUUCUAAGGUACAAGGAGAAACGCCAGUGUAGACUCUUUUCCAAAAAGAUAAGGUACCAAGUCCGCAAGCUCAAUGCAGAUAAAAGACCUAGAUUCAAGCAGGGUCGAUUUGUGAAGAGGCUUUGAUUUGCCACGUGAAAAUACUUAUCAACUCAACAAAAAGAGAGCAUGGAAUAUCUCAACAAAUAUCUCACUCCAAUAUUCGUGGACUUUAACUUUUGAAUGUGUUUGUCGACUGAAAAUAUCUCUAAUUCAACUACAUGAAAAAAGAUGAAAAUAUCUAACUUUUAGGGAGUUGAUUAA